CCCAUCGGCGCUGAGCUGUAAUCAAGGCCCUGCUGCAGAGGGAGGUGCUGCUGCUGUAGCUGAUCCUCCGGAAAGAAGCGCUUGGCGCCUGCCCGUCCGUCCCGGCUCUGUCGGCCGGCAGGCACUGCGCUCCGAGGCCAUGGAGCUAGCGGACGGCGUGGUGUACCAGGAGGACCCGGGAGGCCCCGGCCCGGCCAUGAUGUCGGAGCGGGUGUCGGGACUGGCGGGCUCCAUCUACCGCGAGUUCGAGCGGCUCAUCGGGCGCUACGAUGAGGAGGUGGUGGCCGAGCUGAUGCCACUGGUGGUGGCCGUGCUGGAGAACUUGGACUCGGUCUGCGCUCACAGUCAGGAGACCAGCGUGGAGCUCGAGCUGCUGCGGGACGACAACGAGCAGCUCCUCACCCAGUACGAGCGGGAGAAGGCGCUGCGGAAGCAGGCCGAGGAGAAAUUUAUUGAAUUUGAAGAUUCUCAAGAACAAGAAAAGAAGGACCUGCAGAUAAAAGUUGAAGCUUUAGAGUCACAAACUCGGCAACUUGAACUGAAAGCAAAAAACUAUGCUGAUCAAAUUAGCAGACUGGAAGAGAGGGAAGCAGAACUGAAGAAGGAAUACAAUGCUCUUCAUUCAAGACAUACAGAGAUGAUUCAUAAUUACAUGGAGCACUUGGAAAGAGCCAAGCUUCACCAACUGUCCGGGGGUGAUCAACUAGAGCCCAUCAUGCACAGUAGAAUUAGCAGAAAAGAACGUCCUAUAUCACUCGGCCUCUUCCCACUACCUCCAGGAGAUGCACUUCUUACACCUGACACUCAGAGAGGAGCACUGGAAACUCCUGGGUCAGACAGUUGGAAGUUCCACGAACUAAGUCAGCCACGCUCUCACACCAGCCUAAAGGAUGAACUUUCUGAUAGCCAAGCAGGUUCAAAAUCUACUACGCCAAUAUCGACUGCUGCUUCAGAUGCACUUGCACCUGCUGAAACUCCCCUGAAUGAAGACAAUGAAGGACUUGUGAAGAACUUGGAGACAGGGAACAUAAAAUUGGACAUAAGUAAGCACACUGAAGUACAGGUAGCUCAAGAAACAAGAAAUGUAUCCAUUGGUUCUAAUGAAAAUGAAGACAAAUCUGAAGUUCAGGCAAUCAUUGAAUCCACCCCAGAGCUGGAUAUGGAUAAAGACCUUAGUGGAUAUAAAGGUUCAAGCACUCCUGCCAAAGGCAUAGAAAACAAAGCAUUUGAUCGUAAUACAGAAUCACUCUUUGAAGAGUUAUCUUCUGCUGGCUCUGGUCUGAUUGGGGAUGUGGAUGAAGGAGCCGACUUGCUGGACCAUGAUUUUUUUGGAAUGGGCCGUGAAGUUGAAAACCUUAUUUUAGAAAACACACAGCUGCUGGAAACCAAAAAUGCCUUGAAUGUGGUGAAGAAUGACUUAAUUGCAAAAGUGGAUGAACUAUCUUGUGAGAAAGAUGUACUAAAAGGAGAGUUGGAAGCUGUCAAACUAGCCAAACAAAAGCUUGAAGAGAAGAACAAGGAAUUGGAGGAGGAACUUAGAAAAGCCCGAGCAGAAGCAGAAGAAGCAAGGCAAAAAGCAAAGGAAGAGGAUGAUAGUGAUAUUCCUACUGCUCAGAGGAAACGAUUCACUCGGGUUGAGAUGGCACGUGUCCUGAUGGAAAGAAAUCAAUAUAAAGAGAGGCUGAUGGAGCUUCAAGAAGCAGUGCGAUGGACUGAGAUGAUACGGGCAUCAAGAGAAAAUCCAGCCAUGCAGGAGAAGAAGAGAUCAAGCCUUUGGCAAUUUAUGCCAACUGGUUUUAGCAGGCUUUUCAGCUCCUCGGGCACUACUGCUAAGAAACCAGAACCACCAGUAAAUGUUAAAUACAAUGCUCCAACCUCUCACAUUACUCCAUCAGUCAAGAAAAGAAGCAGCACUUUAUCUCAGCUACCUGGUGACAAAUCAAAAGCCUUUGACUUCCUCAGUGAAGAGACUGAGGCCAGUCUUGCCUCACGUAGAGAGCAGAAGAGGGAACAAUACCGCCAAGUGAAAGCACAUGUUCAAAAGGAAGAUGGCAGAGUGCAAGCUUUUGGUUGGAGUCUUCCUCAGAAAUACAAACAGAUUGUGAAUGGCGGCGGCCAGGGUGAUAACAAGAUGAAGAAUUUACCUGUGCCUGUUUACUUGAGACCACUUGAUGAAAAAGAUACAUCCAUGAAGCUGUGGUGUGCUGUUGGAGUUAACUUAUCAGGAGGGAAGACGAGAGAUGGAGGUUCUGUCGUUGGUGCUAGUGUCUUCUACAAUGAUGUAGCAGCUCUGGAUGCCAACAGCAACGAACAGAGAAGUGCAUCUCAGAGCAGCCUGGAUAGAUUAGAUCAGGAACUCAAGGACCAGCAGAAAGAACUGAAAAAUCAGGAGGAACUAUCAAGCCUUGUUUGGAUCUGUACUAGCACUCACUCUGCUACAAAAGUGAUCAUUGUGGAUGCUAACCAGCCAGAAAACAUCCUAGACAGUUUCAUUGUUUGCAAUUCUCAUGUACUUUGUAUAGCUAGUGUGCCAGGGGCAAGGGAAACUGACUAUCCUACAGGAGAAGAAGGGUCACAAGAAACAGACUCUGGUAUGGUAGACAAGUCGUCUUUGUGUAGCAGUAUGAACAGCAACAGUUCAGCAGAAACAGACAGUCUGUUAGGAGGAAUCACAGUAGUUGGUUGUACUGCAGAGGGUAUUACAGGGCCUUCUACUUCCCACAACGCUAAUGAUGCCUCACCUGAGGCAGAUAAGGAGCCAGAGGUUGCUGCUGAAGAUGAUGAUGCUGUAGAUGAGAAUGUCCAGACAGCAGAGGAAGCAACAGAAGCAACAGAAGUCAAUGCUGGUUCAGGAGAAGAAGGAGUGGAUGUUGCACAAACUGGAGUCUACACAGAGCAUGUCUUCACAGAUCCUUUGGGAGUUCAAGAUACUGUAGAGGGUUCUCCAGCAUAUCUGCCUUGCAGUGAAUCAGACUUGUAUAAAGAUGUUGCUGUGUUGCCAAAUGAGCAGGAUCUCGUCAGAGAAGAAGCUCAGAAAAUGAGCAGCCUUUUACCAACUAUGUGGCUUGGAGCACAGAAUGGAUGUUUGUAUGUUCAUUCUUCAGUGGCUCAGUGGAGGAAAUGUGUCCAUGCCAUUAAACUUAAAGAUUCUAUACUCAGUAUAGUACAUGUAAAAGGAAUAGUAUUAGUUGCACUAGCAGAUGGAACUCUAGCAAUAUUUCACAGAGGAGUAGAUGGGCAGUGGGAUUUGACCAACUAUCACCUUCUAGAUCUGGGCCGACCUCAUCAUUCCAUCCGAUGUAUGACUGUGGUACAUGAUAAAGUCUGGUGUGGCUACAGGAAUAAAAUCUAUGUGGUUCAACCCAAAGCCAUGAAAAUAGAGAAAUCAUUUGAUGCACAUCCAAGGAAAGAGAGCCAAGUGAGACAGCUGGCCUGGGUGGGAGAUGGAGUGUGGGUGUCCAUCCGUUUAGAUUCCACACUCCGUCUUUAUCAUGCACACACAUACCAACAUUUACAAGAUGUGGACAUUGAGCCCUAUGUAAGCAAAAUGCUAGGUACUGGAAAACUGGGGUUUUCAUUUGUGAGAAUCACAGCUCUUAUGGUAUCCUGUAACCGGUUAUGGGUUGGGACAGGGAAUGGUGUCAUCAUCUCCAUACCACUAACAGAAACUGUAAUCCUCCACCAGGGACGUUUACUGGGGCUGAGGGCUAAUAAAGCAGCAGCAGGUUCUGGCAAUCGUCCAGGCAGUGUAAUACGUGUCUAUGGCGAUGAAAACAGUGACAAAGUGACGCCUGGAACAUUCAUACCUUAUUGUUCAAUGGCACAUGCACAACUUUGUUUCCAUGGGCAUCGUGAUGCGGUUAAAUUCUUUGUUGCAGUCCCUGGUCAGGUUAUUUGCCCCCAGGCGGGAGGAAGUCCAGAUGUGUCAGGUGAUAAAAUGAUGCUCACUUCACAGGAAUCCAACAGCCAAGCUUCUUUGAAAUCCAUGUUGGUAAUAAGUGGAGGAGAAGGAUACAUUGACUUCAGGAUGGGUGAUGAAGUUGGUGAAUCCGAACUCCUCGGAGAGGCACUACAACUUGAGCCUUCUGUAGCCAAAGCAGAGAGGAGCCACCUGAUAGUGUGGCAAGUAAUGUGUGGCAAUGAAUAGCACCCCCAGCUCUGUGGAAAGUGGCUCGAGACUUCAAAAACUUUUUGCAUGUCUUUGGUUUUCAUUUUAUUUUUUGCAAAACCCAUUUCACUGCGUACAGUCUGAGCAUUCCUUUGCCAUUUGGCUUUAUAUCACAAACCUCUCAAACCUUAACAAUACAGGAAUUGGCUCAUGCUGUUUUACUGCAUCAAUGUUAUGUAGCAAAAAAAGAUCUGUUUCCCCUAAACAAACAGAAGCUCUGCAGCUUUACUGUAUUGCACCGUCUCUGUCUGUAGCAGAAUUUGUCAUUUGACAGUCAGUUUUUUACCACAAAUUGAUUUUAAAUGUUAGAACAUCUUUUGUUCAUCUGCAGAACAUUUACUGAGUAAAACAGCAAAGUUACUUUCAGCAAAGUAUUUUAAAAAUAUCAGCUGAAUUAUAAUCAAGCUUCAUUCUGCACAUUCAAUGAGGGCUAAAACGAGUUAUGUCUUUACAUGGUUGUUUUGAAAUCCUACCAGUCUUGUUUACCUCACUGUACUGAAAUGUCCUUUGCUCAUAUCAGAACCCUGAAAAAGGCAGAGGUGGUUAUAUAGACACAGACCAAUAAUAACUUGUUUCAUGAUUAAUUAUUGUAAUAUGCAAGAUGAGAAAGGCACUGUCCCUUGAUGGUGAGGGUCAUGUCUUUUGUGGGAAGAAUCUUUUCAUGCUUCCCUUCCUUUUACGUUGGGAACGUUUAAAGUAAUCUCAAAGGACAGGUUUAGGAUGAUUUUCAAACUACAUUUCUGUUCCUUGAGCAGAGGUCAGAUUGUUUUUGGCACAUCUUUCAUCUUGGACCUUAGUUGGUCAGUUUCAUGGCCCCUUGUAUAGAAGGGCUGCAGCAGUAGAAGAAAAUCAGCUGGAAGCCCCAAUGGCUCAUAUUACGGGGGGGGGGGGAGUAGAAAAUAGCCCUAACAGACCUAAAAUGCAUUGUUUUUCAUUAACUAAUUAAGCUCUAUGUUACAUUUUUCUUCUGUGAACUGAAUAAGCAACAGACUGGCAAUUACUUGCAUAUUUGAAGCCACAUAACUUUAUGAUGCCAUUGUACAGGGUCUGAGAGUCUCUUCCAGAGUUGGAGGAUACCAAGAAAUAGCUUGGCAAAACUCAGCUGAAUGCUACACUUUUGAAUUCCCUAAAAGAUAGAAAAUCUUCCCAAUACUAUUCCAUAUCUUGUAAAGUAUGAAUUAAAAGAUUAUUAUUCAGCUAGUGCCCACCAAGAGACUGGGGCUAUUCCUAUUAGAUGGGAGCUGAUAAUAUAGUUAAGUGACAAUGGGAAAAGUUCAAAAGUGUUUAAAAACAAAACAAAAAUGAAAUAAAAUUAAACUGCCUUGAAAAACUGCCUAAACAUUUUAUGCAAUAAGCUGAGGUCUAUUGUGUAAAUAUUUAUUUAGGCAGCUUUUUUAAAAUGUGCAUCUUACCUGAUAAAAUUCAGCAAAACUCCAUUCAGGUCUCAUGGGUAUAGAUAGGUUUAUAUGUAAAAGUACUUUUUAAGAGCAUAUUUUAUACACAACUGGUUGGUUCUGGUCAGUAUAUAUUUAGGCCUUCAUGUGUGGUUAAAAAUCAAGUCUAAUACCUUGGUAGUAGAAUUUUUUUCUGCCAGUUUGCCAAAAGCAAUGAGUGAUCACAGUUUACUCUCAAAAUUUUUAGCUUGACUGAACUGUUCUUAGAAAAUUCAGAUCCAGAGGAUCAUGUGGCUUUAUUAUCUUGCUUUUUUUUCAAAUAGCAAUCACACAUACACCAAACUCAUGCUGAGUUGCAACUUCAAACACUUUUUUAGAUGAGAGAGAUUAAAAAUAAAUUUGGAAGAUGGUGUUCAGCAGAAAAACAAAAAACAAAGAAGCCUUCACAGCAUAUGACUCAAGAUGCAUCUUUAGGGUUCUUUGUUGUCCUCUAAGCUUUCCAAGCUCUGUAUGGAGCUCUUCAUCUUGGAUAUCCAGAUGAAACUCUUGCUAUUUCUUCACAGUAGUGUGAGCCUGUUACUUGGGGCACUGCGCACCCCCACCCCCCAUGCACACACACUUUGGGUAGUGCUUUUAUUUAAAAUGAUUGUAUUGUUUCUCUGAAGUGCUUCACUGCUUUCAAACAGAUACAUCUGGGCAGCAUAUUAACGUCUUACCAGAUCUAUUGGGUGAACUGCCAUUCUGUUCUCUUUGGAUCAACUGCUAUUUACAGUAAAAGAGAUGAGAGUUCAGCGGAGACUUCAGUGCUAUUAUCAACACAAGUGGGAGACUGACAUACAUUCUCUUGCCCUUACUUAAUUUUAAAAUGUAGCCCCUGUUCUAAGGAAUAGCCGAUUUAGAAGGUGGGAGUCAUCACCAUUCACUGAGAUUUAUACACUUCCUGUUGCCAAGCACUUUUAAGGGAAGGUUGUAAACAUGGUAAUCUCAUGCAUCAGGUGAUUGCCUGAAACACAGCCUUGAGAAUGUCUUAUGUUAUCACAUACUCAUAGUUUUAAAAAAAUCAGGGCUGGGAAUGAAUCUCUUGGUAGUUGACAGUUUUAUUAAUAGUUUGAGAGAGCAUUUCGAGCACAAAAAUAUGCGGCACAUGGUUUGUCUGAGGUAAAUGUGUCUUGCAUGGUAAAAGGCAAAAGAGAAUUUAUAUAUCCUGCCAUACUGUUCAUUUCUUGUAAGGUCUUCCUGCGUUGGAUCAGUUAGAACUGGCAGAGUGUAGACACUUUAUCAUAGGCUGCCUUAGUAACUCAGAAAUGUUUUAUAAUUUCUAAUAUGCUAACUGUUCUAAAGAACACAGUGUCUUGAAGAUAAUGUGUAACUGAAUAUUUAUUUCCAAGUGAGUAUUAUGAAAGUUACCAAAGGACUGAAACUGACUUGGCACUCUUGCAAUUGACCCUUGUGCAUACAGGAUCUCGUGAAGAUCUUAAAUGUGUACAAAUGACACAGAAUGGAGAGAACACAUUCUUUGUGGAUGCUAACUUUAUUUUCCUAACAGGGUUAUGCCAUAUUGUAACAGUCUAUGUUGCACCUCAAAAUAUUGUUCUAUACACUAAAUGUUUUUCUUCCCUUCUAAUAAUUUCAUUGCUGCACAUUUCUCAGUCUUUUAAACAUGUUUUAAAACCUUUUAUGGUCUUUACUUUUUUUGGAAAAUGUCUAGACACUUUAUGCUGAAUCUUACUUGCCUCUGUAACCUUGAGAUGGAUACUGCAGCGUUAAACUUGCUGUCUGUUUAAAAUUUGAGGCUUCUUUUCUGUGAGCCAGAAAAGCUCA
This is a messenger RNA of Gekko japonicus, 7383 nucleotides long. RefSeq names its product sperm associated antigen 9 (gene SPAG9). Bases 140 to 4147 code for a protein of 1335 amino acids. The transcript has 32 exons. The record is from RefSeq and is a predicted model, not a curated record. Gene Ontology annotation, cellular component: cytoplasm. Gene Ontology annotation, biological process: vesicle-mediated transport. Gene Ontology annotation, molecular function: kinesin binding; JUN kinase binding; MAP kinase scaffold activity. NCBI's taxonomy places the organism in Eukaryota, Metazoa, Chordata, Lepidosauria, Squamata, Gekkonidae.